CAAAAAUGAACUCAGAGUCUACUACUGCUCGUCAUCGUCAACAUCACCAUCAACAUCACACAUCGCUAACCGAUUUCCCAUAUUCCUCGGAGGAAGACAGCUCCAAUUAUACCGGAAGUCCAUACCACUUUCAUGGAGCUAUUCCAACGGGGGACAAUUACAACCAGAACUGUUUGGAUAAUUGGCACGUGGAGUAUAUUGUGAAUGACGUCUCAUCUCUCCCGGGUUCCCAGCAAUUCUACGAUAAUUUAGAAGCCGGCGAGACAUCUUCCUCAUCCCAGAAGUCAUUAAGAAGUCGACUUACCCGUUCCUCUCAGCCACCAAGUCCGACGGUAUUGAAGAAACGCCGCCAAGCUGCUAAUGCUCGAGAACGCAAACGAAUGAACGGACUGAACGAGGCCUUCGACCGUCUGAGAGAAGUUGUUCCUGCUCCUGCCAUCGAUCAGAAACUUUCCAAAUUCGAAACACUACAAAUGGCCCAAACCUACAUAGUGGCGUUGUGUGAACUUUUGGAGAAAGGUGGCGACGAACAAAGUUAUUCGCUAUUCUCGGACAGCUCUUGCCAAGGAAUUAGUUUGCAAUAGGAGUAUAGGAAGUUAAAGUUCCUAUUCGGUUAGGUUCGGACUUCGGACCACUCAACUCCGUGGAAAUAUGGCCAGGCCAGUGAGUAUGAAUUUAUCGCAGAGAGCGCCAGUGUGUGACAACAGAACAAGUGAUAUCGAAAAAAGGACACUUCGCCGGAAGGAAGAUGGAGAGAAGCAUUUUAAGCCCAAGAACAACAUCAAACACUCGAAGAAGGAAGCUUAAUAAAUCGAAAAAAUAUAGACAACAAAAAGACAAAACUUUAAAAAAAAAAAGGAGAAGAAACAACAAACGUUUGUCCUUGUGGCGGAGAAUCCUGCAGAGAGCGAUUUAGUAGUUCAUAGUUUAUUGUUAGGUAUUUACGAAGAGAUAUUUUUGUAGAACAACACUCGGAAGGAUAAUAAAUCGAUUAGUGUUUUUUUCUUUCUAUUUUUCUAUUUUA
Molecule: messenger RNA, 1024 nt
Organism: Eupeodes corollae
Lineage: Eukaryota; Metazoa; Arthropoda; Insecta; Diptera; Syrphidae
Gene: cato
Product: protein lin-32
Exons: 1
Coding region: 6-584 (192 amino acids)
Molecular function (GO): protein dimerization activity
Source: RefSeq, a predicted model, not a curated record